GCGCCACUAUUGUUCUACAAUGUCGUAAAAGGGAAACCCUGAAACGCACGACCGCUACUACCACUAUCAGUACCAGUGCAACUUUUCCGAUAGGCGCGAUCUCAUGUUGGCGGCUCUACGAUCCCGUUCACUCUCUCUCUACUCUUCACCUUCUUCAUCUAUCCUUCAACAAUGGAAGCUAGGGUUUCCUGCUCUGGAGCGCGCUUUCUCCUCAUCCGCCAACGGAGGCCUUCUUGAUCUCCAAGAGGUCGAGAAGGUUCUCAGCGACGUCAAGGCGGACGACGUGAAGGUCAUUCCAGCAAACGACCUCUGUGAAUGGGCCGAUUUCAUGGUUCUCGCCACCGGAAAGUCCGCGUGGCACGUCAAGAACAUUGCUCAAGCCCUAAUUUACAAGUCUAAGCAAAAGCAGAAAGGAGCUCAGCGGCUGGUGCUUCCCAGUGUGGAAGGGCAAGAGGGAGGAAAGUGGAUUGUCAUUGACUCUGGCAAAGUUAUAGUUCAUGCUCUUGAUGAGAAGGCUAGAGCGUACUACAAUUUGGAGGAUCUUUGGUCCAAGAAGAAGCCUGAAGAAGAUACAAUUCAGGAUUUGGAGAAGGCUUUUGUGAAGAUUCGUCCCAAGAACAACUCCAAGAGGAAACCGAAACCAGCACUGAAAAGGGCAUAGUAUCAGUUUUCAGAUACACGAGAUGCUUCCAUCCAACCUUUGCCAUUUUAGCAUCAUGAAGCUCAUCGUGAAGCUCCAUGAUCGUUCUAAAUGUACAUUGUGGAUUUGUUAUCUAAUUCAAUUUUUUUUCUUUCCAUUUUGCCAAUUAGACUUGAAGACAUAAUCUGUGACUUUAAUGUCAAAAAGAAAGGGAGUGAGAAGAAUGAAGAAUGUUAAUCAGUAA
Molecule: messenger RNA, 884 nt
Organism: Prunus avium (sweet cherry)
Lineage: Eukaryota; Viridiplantae; Streptophyta; Magnoliopsida; Rosales; Rosaceae
Product: Lojap-related protein
Biological process (GO): negative regulation of translation; negative regulation of ribosome biogenesis
Molecular function (GO): ribosomal large subunit binding
Source: RefSeq, a predicted model, not a curated record